CAAAGUGAUUUUUUUGUGGAUAGGGAAAAUUUAUUUUAAUAAAUUAAUUGUUAGUCAAUGUUUAUAAAUGUAUUUAUUUUACAUUUUUUUUUAAAUAAAAUUACAUUAAUUAUUUCAAUGGAAAAUGGAAGUUUUUCAAACAGAUCAAUAUUAUAUAUUUGUAAAGCGUGAAAAGAGUUUGUGGUGGAAUAGAACAACAUCUGAAUUUAAAAUUAAAGCUGGUUGGGAUCUAUCUUCGGUGGAUGAUAUUGAAUGUUUGGGUAUAACGCUUGGAAUAGUGGGUGUUAUCAAUUUACCGGGAGUUUAUGAACCUCAUUUAGUGAUAAUAAAAGAAGCUUCACCUGUUGGUGUUUUAUAUCCGCCAAAUCUUGUAUAUAAAAUUAAAAGCAUAUGUGUCUUAGGAUCUGAACUACCCGAUUCAACCUUAACAACCUGUCCAAGACAUAAAAGUUCAAGGGCUAUAAGCACACCAUCAUCAAACAGAUCUCGCUUAUUUGAAUCUAGUCAGUUAAUGAACAAAACUUGGGGUGCUGUGAAAAGUGCUGGAACCACUAUAAAAAAUACUACACAACAUGCAGCUGCUAUUGCAUCUAAUCAAGUAAAGUCCACAGUUGGAAUACGAGAUCCGACAAGAAUAGAAAAAAAGAUUACAGAAGAACUUCAUAAAAUAUUUGACGACACUGACAGUUUUUAUUUUUGUCCAGAUGGCGACAUAACUAAUAAUUUGCAAAGGCGUUCAGAGGAUACUGUUGAUGAACGAUUUUUUUGGAAUAAACAUAUGGUGGAAAAUAUUUCGGUUUUUAAUGAUAAAACAUGGAUUCUCCCUAUCAUACAAGGAUUUGUUCAGGUUGAGCAUUGCGUUAUAGGAGAGGAUUGUUUUACAUUGGCGUUAGUUUCUAGACGUUCUAGGCAUAGAGCAGGCACUAGGUAUAAACGUCGCGGUGUAGAUGUCCAAGGAUUUUGUGCUAACUAUGUUGAAACAGAACAAAUUCUUUCCUUUAGACAUCAUCAAAUGUCAUUUACACAAGUUCGAGGAUCAGUUCCAGUUUAUUGGAGUCAACCUGGAUAUAAAUAUAGACCACCACCCAGAUUGGAUAGAGAUGAAACUGAAACUCAAGUGGCUUUUGAAAAACAUUUUAAUCAGGAACUUGAUAUUUAUAAAAACAUUGUUAUUAUAAAUUUGGUUGAGCAAACUGGAAAAGAAAAAGUGAUUGCUGAUUCUUACGCUACACAUAUUGUAAAAUAUAACAGCGAUCGACUAAUUUAUGUUACCUUUGAUUUCCACGAUUAUUGUAGAGGCAUGCGUUUUGAAAAUGUUUCAGUAUUAGUGGAAGCACUUGCACCUGAGGCAGGAGCAAUGGGCUUUCACUGGCGUGACGGACAAGGGACCAUUUGCAACCAAAAAGCCGUUUUUCGUGUUAAUUGCAUGGAUUGUUUAGAUAGAACAAAUAUUGUGCAAACUGCUCUUGGUAAAGCUGUAUUGGAGUCUCAAUUAGUAAAAUUAGGUUUAGCGCCGCCCUACACGCCAAUACCAGAGCAGUUAAAAAAUCCUUUUAUGGUUCUAUGGGCGAACAAUGGAGACGUGAUUAGUCGUCAAUACGCUGGAACUAAUGCUUUAAAGGGAGAUUAUACUAGAACAGGAGAACGUAAACUCACUGGAAUGGUUAAAGAUGGAAUGAAUUCGGCAAAUAGAUAUUAUUUAGCGCGAUUUAAAGAUUCAUAUCGUCAAGCAACAAUUGAUUUAAUGUUGGGUAAUCCUAUUUCGGCUGAAUCUUUAAACGCUUUAGGGGGCCAACAGGCCCCUGACGAAACAGAUGCUUCGGAAGGUGCAGAGCACGCAAAGUUACUAGUGGAAGAUUGUCGUAGGCUACUAUUAGGAUCAGCUCAGUAUCCAAUUGGUUCUUGGGGACUUAUAGAUGCAGAUCCUAAUACUGGCGAUUUUUCUGAAACUGAAGUUGAUACUGUAUUAUUGUUGACAAGUGAAUAUUAUAUCGUGGCAGAAUACGACUCUCAUUUAGAUAAAAUUAUUCGUUUUGAAAAAGUUCAAUUAGAAAACGUUACUUUAAUUGAACUAGGAAUGUAUCAACAUACAAAAAUUUUUCAAGGAAAUGCUCAAUCGUUUUUAUGUUUACGAAUAAAUUAUGUUGUAGAUGGUAUUGAUGGAUUUUUCCAAAUGUUUCGAUCAGCAAAUUUAAGAUUUUUCAAUAACGUAGCAGUUCCGAUAAAGUCGGAUGAGGAAAUUAUGGAAUCAUUAGCUUCUAUUGUGGAAUUCUUUCGAAUUGCUCUUGAAACAAUAGGAAAAAAGGAUGUUAAAUAUGUUUCAGGUGGUGUACUGCAAAAGAAAAGCAAGCAAGCACUUCUUGACAUUCCAAAGAACAUACCAAGAAAUCUUUCGGAAUCACAAUUAGUUCAAAUGAGUUCUAAAGCCAUCAGUAACGUCGCUGGACAAUUUUCUAAAUUAGGGCAAUCAUUUCAUUCAAAUAAAAAAUCUAAUAAAACUGCAAAAAAAGGUGAAAAAAUUGAAACCGGAGUUGAAGCUAAAGAAAAGGUUGCAGUUUUCACUUUGGGAUCUGGUAAUAAGCACAAAACUUCUGAUGAAAGCUCGGACGAUGAAGAUCAUGAUAACAGUAUUUAUGAACCAAACAGCGAAAUGGAUGCACCUUUAAUUGAUUUUGGUUCACCACAAGAUUUUUUACCAAGCGUCGGAAUAGUAAUGUCGACUAGCAAUACAAAUAAUGAUUGCUCUAAUCAAAACUACAUGCCAACUAAAGUCUGCCAGUUAGAAAACAAGGAUAAUACAGUAAAAAUGUCAGAGGAUGUUUUAACUGUUUCAAUUACUUCCGUUAUGGAUCACAUAAAUCUGCCGGCUGGCUUACUUGAAAAUUCAGCUCCAGUUUGUCCAAGAAGCCCAACGCCUGAGAUUCGAAUACAUGCAAUUACAAAUAAUGAAUUAAAACAAACAGCUUCAGCAAACGAAACAAGGUCUUGCUCACCAAAUGAUUUAUCAUUACAUUUGAGUGGAUCUCAAAGUGAUAAUACUAUAAAACAAUUAAAAACUUUGACAAGCCCAUUGUCAAAACUUGCCAAAGGUGUACAAAAUUUGGGAAUGAAUUUGGAUCCAAGAAAGAAAACUGGAAUUCAAUCUCCGGUUGAACCUCAUGGAAGUCCAGAAAAAUUUGAUAGCGAUAAAUUAUAUGAGAUUUGGAAAGUAAAUAAGUGUCGAACUAAGUUAAUAGCGUUAUAAAAAGGGAUCAGUAUUUAUAAAUUGACAUUUUUAAGGUUAUACGAAAUUUUUAAGGUAUUUGCGACUAUACUGAGUAUUAAUUGAAAUAUAUGCACAAAUUUAUUUAGAUUUACAUAAUAUAAAAAAAGACAACGUAAUUAAUUUAAAUUAUUCUCGGAGUUAUCCGUUAAAAAGUCUUUCAAUUUUAAUGAUGACAAAGUGUUUUUAUUUUGGCCAAUAAAAUUUUCCCAAGAAUUUUUUGGUGUGUGCAUUUGGGGUAUUUGCACAAAUUUUUGACUUUGCUGGUUUUCAUUAAUGCAAUUAUCAGCUUCAACAUUAUCAUUUAAUUCUUGCACCUCAAUGUGCUCAAAUACAUGCUGUUUCAAUGGGCUUAAUUAAAAAAUCAGCUUAUUUAAAAUAUUCUUCCAGAGAACAAUGAAUUAAAAGUAGUUUUUAGUAGUCAACACAUUUUUAAGGAACAAAUUUCUAUGCGUUUAAAACCUUGUAACGAAAAGGUUCCUAAUAGCAAUCUAUUUUAAUUUUUUAAUAAAGGGAAAUUAUUAAUAAAUACUAUUAUAUAUAAUAUAAUAUUUCUAAUCAAAUAUAAGAAAUCAACUAUAAAAAUUUUGUCUAUUAUAAUAAAAUAGUUUCUCAUCUACUUUAUAAAUUGUAAUGUAAACUAAUAUGUGUUUUAAACACUAUAUCAAUUAAAUUUAGAUUUUAGAUUUGGUUCUUUUUUUAUUAUGAUUUCAUUAUGAAAGUGUUGUAGUCAUACAUUUUAACUUUUCUCUAGGUUCUGUGUAUAAAACUUUUAAUUUUUGUUAACAAAGUAAUUAACUGUUUUUGUAGCAGCUUUUGUAGCAUAUAAAAUGUUGUUAAAUUUUGUUUAUGUUCUUAAUUUUUUAUUUAAUUGAUCAUCAGGUUAAGUAUAUACAUAUAUACAUAUAUGUUGGGGAGAGUGGUGUAAACUCGUGUACUAUAAUUUGAGCAACUUCUAAUAUGUUGAGUUAAGAAAGAAAAGCACUAUUUUUUAUUUCGCUUUAUUUUAUUAUUCAUUUUCAAUCCGUUUCUGUUCGUAAUAAACAAAAGAUGUAAAAAGUGGGUCCUAAUGUAAAUUUUACGCUUUCUAAUUUCGAGAAUUUUCUGAGAAAUGUAAGUUUUUAGAAUAUGUGCUAAUACUCGUACAGUAUAUAAUUAAAAAAUGUAUUUUUGUAAUAGACGAUUUUUGUAAUGCAAAUUGCUUUGCUAUUUUGUAAUAUUCGUUUUUCUAAUUAUUAUUUCAGUUUUUCAAAAUAUUAAAUUUUUUUUUGAAGUGCGCGAUAUUAGCCCACUCUCUCCUACGUAUAUGUACACUACUUAUGUUUCCAUAAUAUAUUUAUAUAUUUCUAUAUCCAUAUGUAUGUCUAAUUAUCCCCGUUUUAGGUAGAAUACGGUUAUAUAUAUGUUAAAUAAGGACUUAAACGAAUUUUUAAAAACACUACAACAAUAUUUCUCAAUAUUUCUUGCUUUUAUGAUUUCUUGCGUUGCAGUAGGUAAAUCUUCUAUUUCCUACGGUAAAUUCCUAUUUUAAGUUAAUAUUUUUAAUUUAGUAUUUCCUACAAUAAAUUACUUUUGCUUGAAAGAGAAAAAAUCUAUAGACAAAAUCUUGGCAAGAUAUUUUU
Messenger RNA from Condylostylus longicornis, 4884 nucleotides. It is a transcript of the gene sp3, whose product is annotated as phosphatidylinositide phosphatase SAC2. Gene Ontology annotation, cellular component: early endosome; clathrin-coated endocytic vesicle. Lineage: Eukaryota; Metazoa; Arthropoda; Insecta; Diptera; Dolichopodidae. The record is from RefSeq and is a predicted model, not a curated record. Gene Ontology annotation, biological process: regulation of endocytic recycling; phosphatidylinositol dephosphorylation. Bases 125 to 3244 code for a protein of 1039 amino acids. Gene Ontology annotation, molecular function: phosphatidylinositol-4-phosphate phosphatase activity. The transcript has 16 exons.